Mobula hypostoma (lesser devil ray) is the source of this 1208-nucleotide messenger RNA. It is a transcript of the gene zdhhc4, whose product is annotated as zinc finger DHHC-type palmitoyltransferase 4. Gene Ontology annotation, cellular component: endoplasmic reticulum; Golgi apparatus. The record is from RefSeq and is a predicted model, not a curated record. The coding region runs from base 1 to 1203 and encodes 400 amino acids. Gene Ontology annotation, biological process: peptidyl-L-cysteine S-palmitoylation; protein targeting to membrane. NCBI's taxonomy places the organism in Eukaryota, Metazoa, Chordata, Chondrichthyes, Myliobatiformes, Myliobatidae. The transcript is spliced from 7 exons. Gene Ontology annotation, molecular function: protein-cysteine S-palmitoyltransferase activity.
AUGGGUUACCUUUUACGUGAGGCUCCAUCAAGCACCGGGCCCCGUUGCCUAGUAACCGCUGGAGGCGCCGCGCAUGCGCUGACAUUCGACAGCCUGACGGCGGAAUUUUGCAACAGCCAAUCGCCAGUUACAGAGAGGUCACGUGGAUUCGGCCUAAGGACCACCGGCGGCGCGCUGCGGGUGUUGACUGGCAAAGAGAUGGAUUUCUUCAUUCUCUUCCUCAUUUACUUAGCCUUUUCCCUUUCCUGCAUGUUAGUCGCCAUCAAAUUUUCAAGUCAAAGUCAGGAGUGCUUUGUAAGAAUCUCCCACCAUGUAACUCAGAUGAUUGGGCCAAUGGUUCCUCGACAGAUGCAGGUAGCAGUGCAGUAUGCUUUACAUAGGCUCAUCCAUCAGAGGAACUCCUUCUUCCUGGCCCUGCAUCUUCUUUUGGAAGUAGCUGUGUAUGGAGAGUAUUCCUGGGAAGUGUUCCCUUAUGCCUUGGAAUUGGGAUUCACACUCAGUAACUUGCUGCUGCCUUACAUCCUGUUGUUUGGAAAGAUGUACUUUUUCUACCUGUGCUGUAUCAGUGACCCUGGUAUAAUUUCACCUUCAAACCACAAGCAGCUUCUGAAAGUGUAUACAUAUGAUGGAAUUUUGUACCAACAUGCUCGUGUCUGCUCAACAUGCAAACUAGUGAAACUGGCACGGUCAAGGCACUGCCGACUGUGCAACUGCUGUGUCCAUCGAUUUGACCACCAUUGUGUCUGGGUGAAUAACUGCAUUGGGGCAUUAAACAUACGUUACUUCCUAUUCUACCUGGUAACCCUCUCUGGGAUGGCUGCUGCAGUGGCAAUAAUGACAUUAAGAUUCCUUGUUCGAGUGGCAUUGAUGUCUAAUUUACCUCAGGCCAUGUAUGUAAAUGCUGAGGGUGAAGAUGUACCUGUUGGCAUUCUGUUUAUAGUCCAGAAACUGUUCCUGAUCUAUCCUCGGAUCUUCUUCAUGUUGGGCUUCACGCUGCUUAUUGCCUUCCUGCUGGCAGGAUAUACUGCUUUUCAUUUAUUCUUAGCGAUGACAAAUCAGACAUCAAAUGAGUGGUACAAAUACAAGAGCAUCUGCAGAAGUCACAUGGACAGGCGAACAAGGAAUAAUCUGUAUCAUAGAGGCUUCAUCACAAACCUGAAAGAAAUCAUCUGCCCUGUGACAACUCAGAAAAGAUUCAAAUAAGACGA